AAAAUCUCCAAUUCUCGAAUACUGAAUCGUGCUGAGAUACGGAAUAAUGGCGGUUGCAUCGGCGGUAUCGGCUUCGUCUCCUGCGUCGCUUUACGUUGGGGACCUGCAUCCUGAUGUCAACGAUGGCCACCUCAUCGACGCCUUCUCCGAAUUCCAGUCCCUCGCUUCUGUGCGUGUUUGCCGGGAUUCCACCACCGGAAAGUCCCUCUGUUAUGGAUAUGUCAACUUCAUCUCUACUCAAGACGCACAAAGAGCUAUUGAGGUGAAGAAUCAUACCUUGCUGAAUGGAAAAUUGAUAAGGGUCAUGUGGUCACUUCGAGAUCCUGAUGCAAGAAAAAGUGGAAUAGGGAAUGUCUUUGUUAAGAACUUGAAUGAGUCAAUUGAUAGUGCAAAACUGCACGAGUUGUUCCAGAAAUUUGGUAAUGUUGUGUCCUGUAAAGUUGCCACAUCUGAGGAUGGGAAGAGUAAGGGGCAUGGUUUUGUCCAAUUUGAGACUGAAGAGUCUGCAAAUGCUGCUAUGGAAGAGCUUAAUGGCUCCACUGUUGUUGACAAACAGAUUUAUGUCGGGAAGUUUGUUAAAAAGAGUGAUAGGAUUUUGCCAAGCCCAGAUGCCAAAUAUACAAAUCUGUACAUGAAGAAUUUGGAUCCAGAUAUCACAGAAGAGAAACUGCAAGAGAGCUUUUCUGAGUUUGGGAAAAUUGCUAGCCUGGUUAUAGUGAAGGAUGAUAAUGGGACCUCUCGAGGUUAUGGCUUUGUUAACUUUGAUAGCCCAGAUGAUGCCAGGUGUGCAAUGGAAGCAAUGAAUGGAUCACAGCUUGGCUCAAAGGUUCUGUAUGUAGCAAGAGCACAGAAAAAAGCAGAGCGUGAGCAAAUUUUGCGUCUUCAGUUUGAAGAGAAGCGAAGGGAGAAAAUUUUGAAAUACAAGGGCUCAAAUGUCUAUGUGAAGAACAUUGAUGAUGAUGUCACUGAUGAAGAAUUUAGAGAGCACUUCAGUCAGAGUGGUACAAUUACUUCUGCAAAACUUAUGCGAGAUGACAAAGGAAUAAGUAAAGGGUUUGGAUUUGUUUGUUUCUCCACCUCUGAGGAGGCUGCCAAAGCUGUGCACAUGUUUCAUGGAUACAUGUUUCAUCGCAAGCCACUAUAUGUGGCUAUUGCUCAGAGGAAGGAGGACAGACAAGCACAAUUGCAACUUCAGUAUGCACAGCGCAUGGCAGGACUAGCAGGAUCCUCUACUCCUAUUAUCCCUGGAGGAUAUCCUCCUCUUUACUACACAACUCCCUCUGGUGUUGUUUCACAGGUACCUCCACGACCAGGUCUUAUGUACCAACCAUUAGCACUGAGGCCAGGAUGGAGGGCUAAUGGCUUUGCACCUCCAACUGCACCUGCUUUUCAACCAUCACCACUUCCUGCUGUUCUUAAUGGUCCAAGGCAACAUAGGCAGAACAGAGGCAGGGUGAAUGGAAACGUCCUUCCACAAGGUGGACCUCACCCUGUUUCAUAUGCACCGCAUUUGCAACAGCCAGCUCACUUGAUGACUUCUUCAAAAGAGUUGAGCAAUCAACAGCGGGCUGUGCAGGUUAAAUAUGUAUCAAAUGGUCGAGCACGUGAGAUGAAUAAGAGCUCUGGUGUCUUGCCUGCUGCUUCCAAUUCUGUUGGAUCUGUACCACAAGGAUCAGAUAUGCUCAGUAGCAUGCUUGCUGCUGCUUCUCCUGAGCAGCAAAAGCAGAUACUUGGAGAGCGUCUCUAUCCCCUUGUUGAGAAAGAGCAGCCUGAUCUUGUUGCAAAGAUCACCGGGAUGCUUUUGGAGAUGGACAACUCCGAACUGCUUCUUUUGAUAGAGUCACCUGAAGCUUUGGCAGCCAAAGUGGAGGAAGCUAUGGAUGUGCUCAAGCUAUCAAAGACGAAAGUAUCAUCAGGCCAGGAUGCUCUUCAUCCCAGUUACCUGUCUGCUGAGGUUGCAGUAAACUGAAGAUGGCAAUUCAAACUGUUCUGAAUGACACAGGUUAUCAUGCAGCACGAAGCACUGGAGGAGGAACAUUUUUGAUAUAUCACUGAACAUUUUGAUAUAUCAUUGAACCUUCGUUUUCUGUGUCCCUUGCAGUACUUUUUAAGUAGUUUUCUUUGGAGUUUAGGGUAUUUCAAUCGUUUAAGACUUAUCUGGUCUUAGCUGAUAAAGUAAAAAAAAAAAAAAAGAAGAUGAAAAAGGAAAAAAAAGACUUAUCUGGUAUUAUGGUUUUGGAGAUAUCUGACAAUUAGGUAUCUGCACAUUGAAAAGGUUAU
This is a messenger RNA of Rubroshorea leprosula, 2280 nucleotides long. NCBI's taxonomy places the organism in Eukaryota, Viridiplantae, Streptophyta, Magnoliopsida, Malvales, Dipterocarpaceae. The record is from the annotation of a GenBank genome assembly.